GAAGCUUGAUGCGUGCGUAACUCUAUUAUACCUAAAAGUGCAGUGACCAUAAUCGCUUAGAGUGAUGGACAAACAAUUACCUUGUUUCACCCAAGAAGAGAGUAAAUACGAUAUUUUUAAUCCUUUCCAUCCAUUUUCGUGUGUGUCAACUUACAACUACGACAAGCACCAGUAGUCAUCCUUGGUUACAUUCUCCUUCACUUUCAUCUCCUAUAUCAGCAAGAACAAGAAGGCUUCUUGAAGAAGAGGGUCCUUGAAGUUGAACUACGUAGGAACAAGAUGGCGCUGGAGAAGGAUUCUCCGAGGCGGGAGCGCAAGAAGCAUGCUGGGCAUGGCGCUAAGGAACAGGGUGGCAAAGGUGGCGUUGUCAUCGCUGGAGUAAUAGUGGCUCUCGCAGCAGCUGGAUACUUAUGAGGACUAAAGCUAAACUCAGCAACAUUCGAAACGUGAGAAUCAAUGAGAAGUCGUCAGGGAAAUAUCAGGUGGCAGGUCGGCGAAUAGAUUCACGCGCGCGCCAUCAAGUGAGUAAUCUACAACUGAGAAUGAAGUAGGGCAUUCUUCUGAAUGGUUCCGGUAUUUGGUAACCUGAAUUUGAUUAGAAUGCACAGCUUGUUGUAAUUUCAGCUACAUUCUAACAGUCUGCAUCAGAACUUGAGUCGCCGCCGUCGUUGACUGUACCGCCCAAACAAACAAAUAUUCUUCUAAAACUAUGUGGCACUUAAAGAUCUAGUAUUUCCUCACAUUUUCCGAAUCAAAACCAAAAUCCACUUUACUGAAUUGAAAUAUCAAAGGCAAGAUCAACCACAUUCUUAAAAUCUUCCUUUCACCAGUUGGAUCACCUAGUUCGAUGCUAAUUAAACUGAACCAAAAGACUCAAGUAGAAUCAACAAACGUGGUUGCGUAGGUUUGUACAGUGAGUUUCACCAAGCAACUCCUGCAAACAUCUUACCCACACUAAGCAUAGUCACGAUUUCUCUCAACUACUGAUUACUACUACAAGAUUAAAGAGAAGCUGCGGACGCCGAUCAUCCUCUGCUACCACAACAACCUGAUGAAGAAGAUCAGCUUUACGAACACCUUCAGAUCAUACAACCUGCUGGACAAUUAUAUGACUGCUUGGGCCUACAAUCAACCGCUUCUCCGCUUCAAUACUUACAAACGCGGCAAGCUUGGUGCUGAAGCCUUGGAUCAUGUAUACACCAAGGGAUGUCCUUGUAGAUCGCUCUCCACUACGUUGCCGGCCUCGUGCUUCCGUCUUGGGCACCUUUGCAUUCCUGUGGAUUCCAUGGAAGAAAUACUUCCAGAUGCAGAUACUACGAUCUUCAGGAUGAAGAAGCACCUGCUCCUACAAAAUUUCCGCACUUCUGAAAAGUUCUCCAUGGAGAUGCUUAUGUCUCGGAUCAAAGGCAAUCCAAAAUACAGCCCGGAAUUGGUACAAUUGAUCCGGACAGCUAUUGGCGAGCAUCUGGACACCCUUCAACUGGACGAGGAUUUUUCCUGGGAUGGCCAUGCUGGUGAUAACCAUGAUGAAUUUUACCAACUUUUCGACCGCAUCUCCAAAUACCUUGCGCUUACGCCGAUGGAUAAAAUCCGAAAUAAGUGGUUCAUCUGCAACCUUUUCUACGACUUGCUGAUUGCUGAUGCCGCUGGCCUCAUCGAGUACUUUGACCUGCACGAACAUAAUGACCGAGUUAAACGCCAGCUGCCAUCUUGCUCCCUCGUCCCGAAUUUCGAUAAAGCUGAAACUGCUGCCGCUUUCGCAUCGCGCUCCUCCCAGCAGUAUGAUAGUGAUCCGGUCCUUAGCCAAGCUCUCGCUGAUGUCGAUCGCUCACAAACCGAAAAAGAGCUUGACGACAUGCAGGACUAUGUCCUACCAUAUAUUGAUCCUGCUGCACCUACUCCCCCGGUCCAUGGUCCGCGGCAGCCUUUCGAUCGUUACCGGUCUGGAUAUGGCAUGCGUGGUUGCCACAUCAUCAACCAGAACUACAACCUUGCUCGCCGCCAAGUCACUACGUCUCGACCUGAUACCGUUAUCUUUCCUUGGGAACGGUCUAUGCUUCCAGAUUCCAUCCUGCAGAAGUCCGAGUUCCUAAUAAACCCCGUGCUAUCGCGAGCAGACACGUUUAAUGGCCACGCAUACCUACUAUGCAAUAAGAGUGAGUUCGUUACCUCCGUGCUAUUAUGGGUUAUUAGUACGAAGAAUGUCCUUGAGUAUACUCAGUUCCGGAAAUACGCAAGACCACACAGAUGCGCACUCAUGCGAUCCGAUUUUGAAACUGGGUCGCUUCCUAUGCCGACUGACAUGCCGGCAACUUCAAGCAUCUACCGUCCUGCGCGUGAAUCUAGUGGCGCCAUCUCUACGCCACAUAUGGCGAACCACAGUCGCAGUAAGCAGACGCUCUACAUCUCGCCUAUCAAGGUCCCGCCUAUACUGCAUUACGACAACAUAGCUCCUGCCCAAGUGCAACAUCCUGGGUGCCACCUUUUUAAUGCGCCGCUUGUUCGUGAUAUCGAGCUGGACAGUACUUUUAGGUUCUUACCCACGCCUGAAGGACGUGGAUACGAGCUUGUCUCUUUCACACCCGCCGAGGUGUUGGAUAUUAUCAAACGGAAGCUGCCGUCCUGUAUGAAAGGCAUCGACUUGGAGAAGAACCUCCCGACGAUACAUACCCCGCCUAAAGUGCAUAAGGACCCUGAAUUCAAGUUCCGCCCGGUUUGCUCGGUUACUAAUACUACCUUGCUCUCGCUCCCGCAGCAGUACCUUCGCUGCAUCUUGGAUAACGUAUGCUCAUGCUUACCCUCCGGCUUUUCCGUUAAAGAUUCUCGUGGUGCAAUCGACAAAUUCAAGCAGUCGCGGUUCCACGUCAUGCACAAGGGCGACUUCAGUGACAUGUUCACCAAAUUCAAGCAUGACGUAAUGACGCAAAUUGUUGGCCGCCAAGUUAAGCGAUGCUUCGAGAAGCAAAACAUCAUAGCUAUUGGCGUACACGUUUCCUGCAAAUUCGCUUACCAAUACAAGGCCAUCCCCAAGAAGAAGCCCGCCGGUAUGGUAUUCUUUACCGUUGCCGACGUCACGCAGCUGGUGAGUGUUUGCAUCGAGUACAACUUCGUGUAUGUCUUUGGGAGAACCCUAAGGCAAAGUGUUGGCAUUCCAAUGGGUGGCCCGGCUUCCAAUUCCAUUGCUGAUACCGUAUUAUGCCCACUUGAAGAGGAGUUCCUGAGUUCUCUCCCUAUAGCGAGCCGGGGAAAGUUCCUGGGUACUGCGCGUUUCGUUGAUGACGUACUCAGUCCAUCCGAACUGCCUUUCGACCUGAUCUAUGGCCAAACAGGUCUUACGAUCAAGCCAGAAUCUGCAGGCCACUACGCCAUAUUCUUGGACUUGGAGAUCUUCUGUGCUCACGGUAGUAUGUACUUCAAAAACUACUCAAAAGAUGGCCUUUUUGCUUUCGAAACAGAAAAGUACAUAGAUCCUCGCUCGUGUGUUCAUGAUAGUACUCACUUUUCCAGUUUUUGCGGUUCUGCUAUUCGACUAUAUAAGAAUAACUCCUUUUUCUUGUUUUUCUUAUACGAUAUUUGUGAGCUUUACUUACGUACUUCGCGGGCUCUAUCUAUACCGACCAUGGCGCGUAGCUUUGACGUCAUCGCGGAAAGACACUGGGAACCUAAGUGGGGAUAUAGAGAAGGCUACAGAGCUAAACUCACAAACUUCUUGAGUAUACUCAAAAGCAUUAACGUAAGUAACAUUGUGCUAACUCCCUCGAGCUAAGUAAGCGCGUCUAGAAUUUUAAAUAUAACCCAUUUGCCCGUCCCCGUCCGCCUUAAGCUCCGUGCAAAAAGAAAAAGUGACCUACCUCGUGCCACACUGAAAAGAAAAAUAAAGAAAAGUAAGACACGGCUAAAGAAAGUUAAAAAAGUGGCUGCUUUGGCAUGGACGAUGUCGGUCUUAAUGUAGGUUAUAUCGGAGACGCACCUUGGUGUAAAUAAGUCGGUGAUGCACCUUAAAUGAAAUUGUCGGUAGUUCUUGCUUCCUUUCUAUAAGCACACACACAACAUACUCAAUACGCUACCCCCUCAAAAGUCACACUUUCCCCAAUAAGUCACCUAGCAAUCAUUCGCAACAAUAACAGACAACCUUAUAUGAGUAAGCUAAUCAUCCUUAUGCCAUCUUUCAAAAAAUAGUAAGUUGCAGUGCAAGUAGAUAUCAACGCGGGGCGCUAGUAUAAAUUAACGUAGAAAGUAUGGAACACGCGCGGGGUCAUCAUGGGGGUAACCUACAGCCCAUCUUGAUAAACCAACCCUCCAACAAUUACUACCAAUACAACGACGCACGAACUGAAGCAUUGCUCCCCGAUAAAGACUAUGUUUUCUUAAAUGCGGAGCUUGUUGAGAGGUCACUGCAGUGCCUCUAUACAGCCCCUACAAGUACAGCCUGGUGCCCCGAUAAAGGGCAGGGUAGCAGCUACAUAAAUAAAGCACAGCGUCGCCCUACAACAGCAAACCUUGCCCCUGGGCCUAAGUAUGCUGACAAAAAACGGAGCAAGAAAGCCCUAAAUAGUGACUGCUGGUUUUUAGUCUUGUCAUUUUUGCACCCAGCUUGGCUUAGUAUUUCCAACAGUGAUAUUACGACUUUUGCUCUGUCCGGCCUCCUUCACAUGGUAAUUGCGGUGCAACAGUGCCCUACCUAUGAAGAGGACAGACGCGGCCUUAACCUCCUGUCCCAGAAGCUUUGGAUUAGGGUUAUCUCACUAGAAAAUAAGGCACUUACGCGCUCACUCUGCAAGCUGGUUCCACACAUACUAGACCAAAACAUCCGCUCCCGAAUCUUUAAGCAGACCUUUUCGGGCUUCGAGAUUUUCACCUCCCGCUGUGCAUAUAAGGCAUCACCAGGAGGUCCGAUAGAAGGGUCUACUGUCGUUUUCAACCUCGCGCUAGAUUCUGCUGAAGGGCCUAACAUGCUAGGCCUCAGGGGUGACACAAUGGACACUCCAUUGAUAACUGCAUCCGUCGAAGCAUAUGCAAAAGUACAAAUAAAGAGGAAAAGCGAGAAGAUAAUAGCAUACGAGCAUCACCUUUCUCCGGCCAGCACUUCCUACGUCCGUAUGAAAAACGAUGGCCACAAAUUGAACAUCAUCCAACGUCCACACAUGAAGAUUUUGUGUCAAUGUGGUGCAACAUUCUACAUCUACAUCAAUUUGCCGCCUCGACCUUGCGGGCACGCACAUCAUAAGGAAACCCUGCCUGGUUGUGCUGGAGCUACCUCUUGGUCCAUCGAUGCUGCUACGAUAGAAUGCGCAGAUAUCUCAUUCAACCUGUACCGUCCUCCCGCGUGUCACUCGUCUUGUACUUGGUGCUGCCUACCUGAGCAUCAUGCUAGUGUACUACGACCAACAAACACAUGCCAGCACUUCAUCUACAAGACGUGGCAUACUACGCUCAUGAAACCGCUGACCUAUCACCUGAAUGCGAGCAAAGCCAAAAAAGCAACUGAGGACAUUCACAAGAAGAGAGCUAAUGCGGUGCGGGACCGCGUGACCUUUGGUGCUGUACAUUCUAGCUGAUCACCUGUCUUGGGUUAAGUCUGGCGAAAGUGGAACUCUACAUGCCAGAGUCAAACCUCUGCUGGCAUACCUGGGCAAUACAUUGCAGAACAUCAUCAUCACGAAAGAGCUGAAUAAAUUAAGCCUAAGCCCAUAAAUACCUAGCCUAUGUCCAUUGAUAUAAUGUUUGUUCAAAAUUGUCUUCCUAUUAUCUGUUCAUAUAUAUAGCUGGGUAUAUUAUGUAAUUCUUUUCCGUCGUUCUCUCUUUCUUCAUCUUUCUUUCCUCCUGGUUUGGAUUCAAAAGGUGAAUCCAGUAUUAGCUCCUUAUUUGGAUUUUCAUGCUAUAGUCCCUAGACAUAACAAAUAUAAUUAAACAAUUUUGCGAUGCAGUGGAAUGUUAAGGCUUAUUACAUACUUUCGCAUACUCUUAAAUGAACAGACAAACAACAUAAUUUGCAACAUGACUACUAUUUUUCAUCUCAUUGCUACUGUUACAUAAAAUGAACAAUUGUCAUCAUUUAUAUGUCUUACAUUUUUCAUCUCAUUGCUACUGUUACCUAAAAUGAACAAUUGUCAUCAUUUAUAUGUCUUACAUUGUAUUUCAUUUUGCAUCACCACCUUAUUACACAACAACAAAACACAUAAUCCAUCACAAAACACCCAAGCAGUACGACGACACGUGCGAACAUAUUGGGUGAUCUAGCGAACGCUGCUACCGAAGAUGUGGAGUCCCAUGCUUUCUUUCUUGUGCCUCUUCCUUGUCCGUGUUCCACACAAAAACUAAUUGGGCUGCCGCCCUAAAAAACUGCUUUUCUGUCUGUGUUGCGCCUCUGUGUUUCUUAAUUUACUUGCGCGUUUCCUUUGUUGAGGUAUAAAGCUAUGGAUUGAGCGAAAAUAAUUCUUGAGUGUGGCCAUCUGUCCGGCAAAUUCUGGCUGAGAUGCAUAAAUAAUUUACUUAAGGAGAAAGGUAGCACGUGAUGAAUAUCCUAAGUCGCUUACAAGUAUGCGACUAAAACAAAAAGCAUCUGAUCAUAAUUAAGUAACCUCCUCCCAUAACAGGCUGUUUGUGUAUUUCCCCAUUAUGUUGAGGUGUGCUGCAAAUCUAGAUUGGCUUCUUCCCUUUUUAUAGGGUUGAGGUUUAGGUCCAGCGGCGCUCAAAGCACUAAAAAAAACAACCGGUUAGUUUUUACCUCUAGCGUAUAGCCCUUCCGACAUUAUAAGCGAAAACAAGAAGAGAACCCUUAGGAUCAAACUCAGGUUACUAAAUACCAGAACCAUACAUCUUCACUACAACUGUAGGGCAUUCUUCACUAAGCUACAAUUGGUAGAAGUAGAUGACUCAAAUCCUCUUGGGACCGACCACGAUCUACUUUUAUUAAAAAACUACUCCAUUCUAAUCGGACACUUCCGAGGACCAGUAAGUAGCGUCGUCUUGCCAAAAGUCCUAUCGCGGACAUCGAAUUGGAAGACGCCUGGCGGUGAAUUUGCGGUUCUAGGAUGGGCAAACUGGCUCGAAAAAGCAGGUUCUAGCGAGGACGCGGCGCGGUGUUGCUAUCCUGUGGUACCUUAUCAUCUACAGGAUCAAUCUGCUACUGUAAGUAGAAGAAACUAGCGUAGUUAGCGACAAAGCAAAUUGUUAUGGAAUAUAUUAUGAUGAACAAGAACAUAGUGAUUUUGUGAAGAAGAAGAAGAAGAUGUUCAUUCUAGGUAGCUAAUCUCACUUAUCAGGAUUUCAAAGAUCUUCAUGCCUCUUGGUGUGGUGGUGAGCUGGACAUGCUCACAGACGGCAUAAGACUUUUGUCCGCGUGCUCUUCGACGUUGAGGGGCAGACAUGAAGCGGAAAUUAGAUCCUUCCGUAGCGACCAUUACGAGGGAACAGUAAGGCAGUCCUCACGAGGAAACGGGGAAGUUUUUCUGGUCUCGCAAUUGAAAAGACGGAAACUGAGCAAAAGCGAACCGGCAGGUACUACAUAUAGCUAUAAUCCACCCUCAAUCUGUUGAAUCUCCAUUAUUUCUUUGGAUGCAUUUGCUUACAUCAUGUUGUUCUUAGGUUGUUUGUUGUUUGUAAGAUUUCGAACGCUUUUCUCAAGGAAGGAGGAAAAUCAGAUGGAAUGUGAACUACUUGCAGUUUCAAAAAAAGUUGGGUCUUCGUUGUGAAGGAUCCAUAACCUUGUACCCUAACCAAAAAGGUUCCCCAACACCUGCGCCAGCCUGUAAGUUAAUGGAGUUUUGCGCACAGGACAAGAAUAAGGCUGAUAGAUCAUGCAGGGAAAUGAGGAGGCAACUGGGGGAUUGCUUCUGGAACUGACGAUGAAAAUGUAUCUAUUAUUAGAUGAAACGCAUAAUCGUGCUCGACGUGUUGUAGUAGGGUGAAUAGUCCCGCGGCCGUCUUCAUAGACACACCGUUCGUUACUAUCUUGUCUUGCCGGCAGUGGAGUAGUACUGUCUAAGACGCAAAUGAGUGAACGUGUUGGAACCGAAUAAUUUGGACCUACAGUCUAAUGGCAGGGAAAUACUUCGUAUUCAAAAUCCAUCAAUCCGUGCCCGUCCCGGUGUUGCCUCCCCCCCUUAUUGCUUUCCUCAUUCUGUUCUGAUGUUGUCAUAGAAACGUCCCUUCCUCCUAUCGCCCCCCCCCGUUAUAUGUUGUAUAAGUACUCGUUAUUCUUUCAACUUCAAGUUCAAGAACCACACCUCCUAAAUAACAUGACAUAUACUUUUUUUUCCAUACGACUACAUGCUGCCUCCCAUUCAACUACUUAAGUAACCCCAUCUAAAAACUUACAUACCGGGGGAGCAAGAAAACCGUAGGAACACCAGCAUGGUCAUUGACAGGAUCGAAGAUCAUGUUGACACAAGACUUCAUCUUCUCCCCUCCCCAUGGAAAAUUUCCUCCUGGGUCGCCCCACGACUCAACAUCAUACUGUCAAAUGCUCAACGAGAGUGAGAAAGAAACACUGUGAUGUACUUCUACAACACAAGUAACUGAACAAGCAUGAUAGAGAUAUUUACAACUUCAUCAGCACCUGCACCUCUAUUUGAAGUUCCGC
Molecule: messenger RNA, 8584 nt
Organism: Amoebophrya sp. A25
Lineage: Eukaryota; Dinophyceae; Syndiniales; Amoebophryaceae
Source: the annotation of a GenBank genome assembly